This is a messenger RNA of Caenorhabditis auriculariae, 12864 nucleotides long. The record is from the annotation of a GenBank genome assembly. Lineage: Eukaryota; Metazoa; Nematoda; Chromadorea; Rhabditida; Rhabditidae.
AUGCAACGGGCCGGCAGUUCGAAUUCACCAGAUCCUCACAAACUGCCGUUGGCGAAUUGUUUAAAAGGGUUAUAUUCGAGGAGAACUUGGUUCGAACUGAUGCGCCUUUACCAUUUACCAUUCCUAAACUGUAAUAAAUCAGAGGUUUUUCGAUUUUUUUAUCAAAAAAAUUAAUAUUUUUUUCAAUUCAGAACACGAAUUUCGACGCGACGCAAGUGGUUGAACUAAUGUUGGGCCGUUCUUUAAAAGAUAAACUGGAGAAUACGCCAGUUUGGUUUCAUAUCACGGAUAAUAUUGGGAAUAUUUUGAAUUCUCGUGUCAGGAAUGCUUGGAGGGUUAUUGUCCCGAGUGAAAAGGAUAUGAAAUCUUUGAGGUUUGCGGGAUAAUUAUCAUUUUAGGAUAGAUAGCUGAAAUCAACUUUCAUUCUGAUAUUUAUCAGUUAAAAAAAUGUUUUUUUGAAGGAUUGUUUUACUUAAUUUUUUUGAACUCCUAAUUUUUACCGAAAAAAAUGAAUUUAUUAAGGAAGUCUUAAUUUAAACCAUUGAAAUAGAUUCUUGAUAAGAAUAAUUAGUUUUUUUAAGGAAUAAUUCAAUCAAAAUGGGAAUCCUUGAGUUAAGAAAAAAAUAAUUAUGUUAUAAGAUUUUUAACCAUUGUAGUACAGUUUCAACUGUUCUUUGUAAUUUUUUUGAAAAGUUUUGAAAACAUUCUACUAUAAAUGCUUUUUUUAAAUUUAAUAUUAUGAACUUUUUUUCAGAAUUUAAAAAAACUUAAUUGUUAAGACAAAGUACCACAUUAGCUCGAAAUCUUAAUUUUUUUCAGAUUUUUUUAGCACGAGUUGCGAAUUUUUUUAUAUAUUUAAAUCUAUUCGCAUGCAAAACAACAAAUGUAAAUUACAAGAAAGGUGUUUUUCCAUGGGAUUCUUCAAAACUUGACAUGAAAAAUUAUUUUUUUGGCCGUUUCAUGAAGUGUUUUUUUGAAAUUUUUUUGUGAAUAUUCGAAGAAAUAAUUUCAAUUUUUCCAGUGCCUGUGAAGUGAAAGGUGAAAUACUGCGAAAAUACUCGAAAGUCUUGUUGAUGGCCGCCGGAUUCCAAGAAAUCAUCGGCCUGAAUAAUUGUUUGAUCAUCGCCAAUUGGUUCGCUGCACUGGAAACACUACAAACCAAGAAAAUCCCAUUGCCGAAUCUCAAAAUCCUCGAUGGUAAUUUUUUUUUGGCGACUUGAAAAGGUUUUUUGUCAAAAUAAGACUCAAAAUUUCUUGGCGCGAAAGUUUUCUGAUAAAAUGAGCGUUUACGCACCUAAUAUUGUGGACUCUAUCGAAGCUCUAUUCAGCGCGGGAUCUGCGAUAUCGCGAAAGUACUGCGCGAUAUCGCUAAAGUACUGCGCGAUGUCGCGAAAGUUGUGCGCGAUAUCGCGAAAGUAAUGCUCGAUAUCGCUAAAGUAAUGCUCGAUAUCGCAAGAGUACUGCGCGAUGUCGCUUUUAUUUUCUUUUAUUCAUGCCAUCAUAAAAGUUAAAAAUAAUGAAAGUAAUUUUUAAAUUUAUAAUUUAUGAGCAUGAGCGAUAAGGCAGCGGAACUUUGGCGAUGUCGCAGAAAGUAGCCUAGGCUAUAUCGCCUGCGGUAUAGUCAACUAUAUAGGGUGUAGUGUUCUUAUAAAUAAACCAUACAAUAAUCUUGUAAGAAUCGAACCGUAAGGGGCCCCUAGAGGGUAUAUUUUAGAAAUAAUUUCUAGGGGGGUUUUUUUGAAAAGCAUAUUACUCAAAAUGCUCGCAUUUUUACAAGCGUCUUCAGCGCCAAUUGGGAGGAUGUUCCGUUCCAAAGCGAUGCGAACCUGGAUUUCCAACGAUUUGGAGCGAAAUCGGGUCACAAAAAAACGACGAUUUUGAAACGUCUCUUUCUUUUGCUGUCGUCUUCGUUUUUUUCAGAGUUUGAGGUUGGUUUUGAAAUGUGAAUCGUCGGAAUCAUCAAUAAUUGAAUAGGUUGAUAACUUUGAAAGAUUUUUCUUAGAAGAUCCGAAAAAAACACAAGUAGUUCAUUUUUCUAGCAUGUUUGAUGUAUUUAAAGGCGGAAUUUCGGGCCAAAAAUGAUUUUUCAAAAAAUUUUUUUAAGCGCAUUUUUUUAAACUUUUCCACAGUGAGAGAGAACUCUUGUCGGGACCAUUAAAAAAAUUACAUUUUUUUCAUUUAUAACAACUUUUAGGAGCCUUUGAAAAACCAAAAAUUCAAAUUUUUUUGAGGUUUCUCUUUAAGAAAGAUGCUCAUUAUUUUCUCAAUAAAUUUUUUUUCAAAGUUUGAUCUGGGUAGAAACCCUUAAGAGAUAACUCGAGACAUUCUUUUUCAUUCACAGAACAACUUUGUAUGUUUUAAAAAGCGGUAAAAUUUCGAUAAAUUUGAAUAUUUUCGUCUCAGGACAUUUCCUGAAGAUCCCUGAUGAGUUUAGGAAUAGAAUAUGUCAUAUUUUUCUUCAAAUUUUGAAAUGUUUUAAAAAUAUGUUUUUCCCAGCAAGAGAACUGCGAGCUGUAUAAACUCCACAACCGUGUUCCCGGUCUCGUUUUUCUGGAAAUUGCCGUUCGAAAAAUUCCGCCAAGAAGCCCUGGCCGACUUCCGAAGACGUUACAAGGCGAUUCGGGUCGAUAAAGUUGGGAGAUUAAGUAAACAUUUUGAAAAGGAACGAAAUUCAGGAAAGUCUGCCUCCGCGGAAUAAUGGAAUACCCGUGGCUAAGCUCCGAUUAUUCUGUUCUAAUGGGGAUUUUCGCCCGAUUUAUUCGAAUCCGAAGGUUUGUUGGGACGCGUGCGGUCGCGUCGCGGUUUUUGGCGCAAAUUAAAAACUUUUUUUUUCGGUUUCCCGAGUCGAUAAUAUCAUUCUAGAGAUGAUCUUUCAUAUAGCUGAUUCACGGCCAGCUUGGGACGCUAAGGGGGCGUGUCCUGCCUGCGCUCUCCACGAGCUAAGCGCUAUCUCGUGCAUUAUCGUGUCAGGACCCUUUUUUCGAUAGCUCAAGCCAGCCGCGCCGCAUCAUUAGAAAAAAGAAAAAAGACUUUAGCGCUCAAAUUGGAAACUUUCCAACACGCUGCAAGAUCUGAACGCCGCAUUGGAUUAUUUCUCCGAAGCGGCCGGAUUUUCAAGAGUUCGAUGUAAGACAUUUGUCAUGGUCGCACUUGGAAUGGCUCGAUGUGCCGCGAGCCAUUCCAAAUGCGGCCAAAAAGUUAAAUAGGCCAGAAAAAUUUUUCCAGCGUCAUAUUUCGGUGUGAAAGGCCUCCGUGAUUUCGCCCAUUAUCAGAGGAAAUAUCAUAGUAAUUAAAUAUUUAAUUGAUAAUUUUUAAUUGGAAGUUUUGAGGCGAUAAGAAGCUCUAUGUGAUGACUGCGGAUAUCACCAAGUGUUUUUCGGCGAUUUUGGCGACCCGCAUGAAAAAAGUCUUGCGGUUGAUUUUCGUUGACAGGUUUGUGGGGCGGGAAAUGAUUUUUGAAAAUUUAAAAGAGUUCUUGAUUUUUCUCAAGAAGACAAUUGAAGUGUUGAAAAGAUGAAUUUUUGAUUUCAAAGAAUAUUGAAAGGAUUUUUUAAGGUUUUAUUUGUACCUAUUCUUCUUUUUCUCCAUGUGUUAGACGAAGUAUUUGGAAUCACAAAAAGUGAUAAAAAAAUUUUUUAAGACGUAAAAAGGGGCAAAGAAAAAUAGAACAUUUUGAAGUUCAUGUCUGGAUUUUGAUGGAAAAUGGUCCCUCUUUUGGUAAAAUCAUAUGGUUCUAUAUUUAAAGGCACAGUAGUUAGGAAUGACUCAAAAAAAACCCUUUCUCGGAUUUUCGAAAAAAAAAAAAUAGGAAAAGCUUGUAUUGCGCAAGGAGCGAGAGAAAAUAUUUUUGUUUUCUUUUUUUUGAGCUUGGGCUUCUGCUAUCAAGUUUGCUCUAUUGAUUAGGAUUCUGAAAUUUUGUCUGAACCUCUUCUUUUCGCAUACUAUUUCGCUUACCUCUUCAAGUGUCGUCUCAAGAAAUAUAGCCUAUCAAGCCCCUUAUGUUAAACUCCAACCGAAACCAAACUCAAGAUUAAUUAUUUGUCCAUGGAGCGAACAUGAUGUUAGGAAUUCCCUUUUUACCAUUCUUCUUCCUCAGGCCGGCGGUGAGAGCAACCGGCUGGGCUCAUCGUCGCUGCGGUGCCGGGGAGCGCAAAUUCCGAAAAGUUACGGUAGCCGCCACGGCGGCCGAGGCUCGCGAGAAACUGGUUAACGUCGUUUGCAGGGGCUACGAUGUCAAGGAUAUCAGAACGGAGGUUUUGUGGGCUUUUCCAGAAAAAUGGUCGCAUUUAGAAUGGCUUAUAACGUUGCGGCUGCAUUUCAAAGCUUGUCUAUGGUUAGGUGCGAAAGUAGUUUCAAGUCGGCUGCGAUUUACGCGUUGAGUCAUCACGCAUGAGCCCAUUGAAGUCGUCGAAAAGUUCGCAUCUAGAAUGGCUUAGAGCGUUGCGACUGCAUUUUAAAGCUUCUUAUGGCUACGCGCGCAAGUAGGUUCAAGUCGGCUGCAAAUAAGUAUCGAAUCCUUCCACAUGCGACCAUGAAAGUUAUUUGCGAAACUAGGAUGUCAGAGGCAUCAGAACUGAGAGUUCGGGGCGUUUGCAAAGAAAUGGUCGCAUUUAAAAUGGCUAAGUGCGUCGCGGUUGGGACGCAGCUGCGUUUUAAAGCUUUCCUAUGGCUACGUGCGCAAGUAGGUUCAAGUCGGCUCUGAUUUACGUGUUGAGUCAUUCCAAGUGCGGCCAUGAACAUCAGAACUGAGCCGUUCGUUUACUUUUUUCAGUAAAAUGGUCGCAUUUCGUUCAAAAGCUUUUAUAGCUACGCGCGCAAGUAGUUUAAUUUCAAUUCAAUUUUAUUCAGACAUCAGAGUAAUCAAAAAGGCUCUGCUGAAUCAUGGUAGAUUUAAAGAGCUCCUUGUUGUUGCGCGCAACGGUCGACCAAUUCUCCCCAAGAACGCUUCGGAAGUCAUCUCGCCAACGUGCUCGUGGUCGUCCAACAGAUCUUUUCUUCUCCCAGGGCCGCUAUUCUACGAUCUUCUUUGCCCACGUUUCUUCUCCCGUCACGAUUUUCUUUGCGAAGAACCAUUUUCUUCUUGUUGCAACCAUUCGAGCAUCACGCAUCUUCAAUCUUUCGUGGAGCCAACUGUUUGAUCUUCUAUCCAUUAGAGUCACACCAAGCAUUCUUCUCAUCAUCUUCCUCUGUGCUGUGGCUAACAUGUUCAUCUCUGUUUUCUUGAGGGUCCAGACUUCUGAUCCGUAUAAGAGCGCAGGUUCUAUACAAGCUUGGUAUAUUUUGACUUUGUUCUUGAGAGGUGUUGUUUUCUUCGUCAGAUAUAUAGAGAACUUGUGGAAAACUGCCCAUGCAGAUUGGAUUCUGCGGAGUAGUUCCGUUUUGAAACCUUCCGCGAAAUGAAGAUGCGUUCCGAGAUAUGUGAACUGGUCAACAUAUGAUACUUCUUUUCCGUCUACUUCCACUCUUCUCUUCGCUCGGUUUGACAUGAUAUACGUUUUCGAGAAAUUGAUGAUCAAGCCAGAUUUCUUGCUCUCAGUGGCUAGUUGGUUUGCCAUUUCUUCUAAUUUCUUCGAGCUUGAAGCGAACAAAACGAUGUCGUCAGCAAACCGGAGGUGUGUGAGAGGCGUCCCGUUAACGGAGAUCCCAUGUUCACUCCAGUCGAGUCUUCGUCUGCAAGCCCUGGACAAGCCUGACGCCGUACUGCUCCACCAUGGUGAAGACUCUCCUCGUUGGAACGCUGAACGUCAGAUUGCUUCUCACCAACGAACGACUCGCCGCACUCGAAAACGCAAUCAGGGAAGUGAAUUUUGAUAUUAUCGGCCUCUGCGAAGUUCGCCGGGCUGGUACUGGUAGCCUUGUGCUUAACGACACCAAGCACACCCUCUACUACCAUGGGACGGCAUCUCAAGCCGGUGUAGGGUUCCUCGUUCAUAAAAGCUUGGCAGCCAACGUCGAUUUCACUCCUGUUAGCGAUCGACUUGCGUACCUAGACCUUAAACUCAAAAAGAAACGGGUAGGAGUCAUCCAAGUGUAUGCGCCAACCACGUCUUACGCCGAUGAGGUCUUUUCCAGCUGCCUAGAGGACUUAGAGCAGGCUCUGAGUCGAAUCCAACGUCGUGAUCGGCACCCGGGGGCGGAUUCUUCUUAUUCCUUGACUCUAGGGGACUUCAAUGCCAAAGUCGGCUCAAAAACAUCAACCGAAUCCUCUCUCGGUAGCCAUGGCAUAGGAGUCCGUAAUGAUCGUGGUAACACACUUGUUGAUUUCUGUGAGGCAAACGGAUUGAGAAUCUGGAACACGUACUUCAAAAAACGUGGAACCAAAAAAUGGACUUGGAAAUCUCCCGAUGGCGUCACGAAGAACUGCAUUGAUUACGUUAUUGCGGAUCGUCGUUGCCCUAUCUACGACGUGGAUGUCAUCGCGAAUCUUCAUUUUGACACCGACCAUCGUCUCGUUCGAGCAAAAAUGAAGAUAGUUUCCCGCCACGUCAACAAACGCGCAACCUCAAAGCGUGUUUUCGACAAGCCACUAUUUUCGUAUGCCGUAGAACGACUCUUCAAUCAAAACUCUCCUGAAACUUACGAGUGUUUGAAGAAAGUCUUUAGUGAAGCUUCGACCAUCGCGACUACCUACAGUACCGCUCAAAAAGUAUAUUAAGUUUUGGUUUUUGAGGAUAUCUCAGCGAGUACUUAUCCGAUUCAUACAUAACUUUCAGGGAUAAUGUAAAAUAUACUUUGAAACAUAUAUGGUAUACAAAGACAUGUCCGCAAUCACUGUGACGCGUUUUAGGCAUUUUUUUAUUGAAUUCAAUUUUUUUGUUUUUUUAUGCUUUUUUUAAAAUUUAUUUUUAUUAAAUUUUUUUAAAAAUUAAUAAUGUUGCCAUAUGAUUUUUUUCAUGUUUUUCAGACAUGGGAAGAACCUUUGGAAAUAAGAAUUUGACUGAUAACGACAAAAAGAGCCAUCGUUGUGGGUCGUCAAAAUGGACUGACCAUGAUGACGUUGGCAGGAAUGUUCGGCGUGACAGAGGCGGGCAUUUCUCAGUUCCUAAAGCGUCAGAAAGCUCAAGAUGGCUCUACUAACAGCCAACGCACUGGAAGACCACGUGUCACUGAUCGUAAUGACGAUAGGAACAUUUUUGAAGACGUCUAGAACCAAUCCAAGACUCACCGCCCCUGCGAUCAGACGGGAAGUUUUCUUGAAUUCGCCAUCUCCGCCAUCCGUCUCGACCGUGAAACGACGUCUGAAUGCUGCUGGAAUCAUGGGAAGACGUCCAGUGAAGAAACCGCUGAUUUCUGAAAAGAAUCGAGCCGCCAGGGUGAAGUGGGCGAAGGAGCAUCUCAACCGGACCCGUCAAGACUGGAACAAGAUUCUGUGGUCCGACGAAACGGUCCUCCACCAUGUUUCACAGUGGAUAAUUGGUAUUUCGGAUGAUAUCUGGACCCAAUAGGUCUACGAACCCACUGAAUUUCGUCACUCCCGAAGAGGAGGAACUUGUUUUCGUCGGACCACAGAAUCUUGUUCCAGCCUUGACGCGUCCAGUUGAGAUGCUCCUUCGCCCACUUCACCCUGGCGGCUCGAUUCUUUUCAGAAAUCAGCGGUUUCUUCACUGGACGUCUUCCCAUGAUUUCAGCAGCAUUCAGACGUCUUUUCACGGUCGAGACGGAUGGCGGAGAUAGCGAAUUCAAAAAAACUUCCCGUCUGAUCGCAGGGGCGGUGAGUCUUGGAUUGGUUCUAGACGUCUUAAAAAUGAUUCUAUCGUCAUUACGGUCAGUGACCCGUGGUCUUCCAGUGCGUUGGCUCUUAGUAGAGCCAUCUUGAGCUUUCUGACGCUUUAGGAACUGAAAAAUGCAAGCCUCUGUCACGCCGAACAUUCCUGCCAACGUCAUCAUGGUCAGUCCAUUUUGACGACCCACAACGAUGGCUCUUUUGUCGUUAUCAGUCAAAUUCUUUUUUCCUGAGGUUCUUCUCAUGUCUGAAAUCAUGAAAAAAAAACAUAUGGCAACAUUAUUACUUUUAAAAAAAUUUAAUAAAAAUAAAUAAAAAAAUAAAAAGCAUAAAAAAACAAAAAAAUUGAAUUCAAAAAAAUGCCUAAAACGUGUCACAGUGAUUGCGGACAUGUAUUCGUAUACCGUAUAUGUUUCAAAGUAUAUUUUUUUCAUAAUCCCUGAAAGUUAUAUAUAAAUCGGAUAAGUACUCGCCGAGAUAUCCUCAAAAAACCAAAACUUAAUAUACUUUUGAGCGGUACUGUAUGAGCCGAUUCCUUCUCGGUUUUCGGCAAGAACUGAAAAACUCUUUCUGAAGCGUCAAGAACUCCAGUCGCAAACUCAUACACCUUCUGGUCGGAUCGAGUUUUGCAUGACGAACAAGGCCCUUCGGGUUUCGAUCAAGAACGACACCGAGAUGAACCUACAUAACAAGAUCGAUAAAGCAAUCAAGAAACAUCGGAGUGUUCGAAAAGCAUUGAGAAAAUCCAAAGUUUGCUCGAUCGCUUUGACCCAACUCCAGCGGGUUGAUGGAACGAUCGCCGCUUCAAAAGAAGAUGUUGCAAAGACGGUCCAAGCAUUCUACAACUCUUUGUAUGCUGCACAACAAAGCUCUCCGGCAAUCAUCGCGCCACCCCAAGAUGACCUUCCGUCUAUUUUGCCGAGCGAGAUUCGUACUGCUUUGCGCAAAGCAAAACGAGGGGAAAGCCCCUGGACCUGACUUCAUAACGCUGGAGAUGCUCCUAGCUGCCGAAGAAAAUGCAGUCCCGAUUCUUGCGAGUAUCUACAACGAAUGUCUCAAAAACGAGAGAACUCCGACUUCGAUGUCAGACUCAAUAGUCCGCCUACUUCACAAGAAAGGGAGCUGCCUUGACAUCGGAAACUACCGACCUGUAGCCUUGAUGUCGACUAUCCACAAAAUCUUCACCUCCAUCCUAAGAAGACGGGCAGAACGGUCUCUGGAAGAAGCACAACCUAUCGAACAAACGGGAUUCCGACCUGGAUACUCGACCUCAGAAAACACACUGGUCGUCUCCGAAAUGAUCCAGAAGUCACACGAAUAUCGCUUCCCAUUAUUUUUGAUGUUCAUCGAUUAUAAGAAGGCGUUCGAUAGCGUGGAAUUCGGAUCCCUUUGGACGGCUCUAAGCGAAUUUGGCGUUCAUUCGAAAAUAGUUAACACGCUCAAGAACAUCUACGACGAAGCGAAAGUGUCUGUCCGAAUCCGCGGGCACGACAUCCCAGUACAAAUUGGAAGAGGCGUGCGGCAAGGCGACACUAUUUCGCCCAACCUUUUCAACGCUACUCUUGAGCAAGUAGUUUAGGUCGGCUGCAACUUACAUUUCAAGGCGUUCCAAAUGCGAAAAAAAAUCGUCGUUCACAAAAACUAUGAACUAAGAUGCAUCAGAAUUGAGGUUUUGUGUGGUUUUUCAGUAGUGUGACCGCAUUCAGAAUGGCUCAAAGGCUCGCGGUCGCAUUGCGGCUGUAUUUUAAAGUUGUCCUAUGUUUACGCGCGCAAGUAGUUUUGAGUCGGUUGCAAGUUUCAAUCCAUUCCAUAUGCGAGCAUGAACGUUGUUGCAAAGGCUACGAUGUCAUAGACAUCAGAACUGAGGUUUCGGGCGUUUUCAGAGAAAUGACCGCAUUCAGAAUGGCUCAGCGCGUCGCGGCUUCAUUUGGAAGAUUUCUGAUGCAUACGCGCGCGAGUAGUUUCAAGUCGGCUGCAACUAGCCAUUCCAUUUGCGACCAUAAUCAUACAACCUCUCUCUAAUUUCAAAAAUGUUAAAGAUCCUCUAUCCUUGGGAAGCCUUCUCUGGAAUCAUGACUCAGCUGAAACAGUUUUACGUGAGUUUUUCCUUCAAGUUUAGUUUUGGAACAAUCUGACCUCCCUGCGCUAUCUUCUCUCUCAUCGAAGAUGAGUUGAGAAAAAAAUAGCAUGUGAAAAAGUGAGGGUCGCAGAGAAAUCAGAAUUUUUCCUUCAGAUUUCGAUCGAUAAAAGCAAAAUUUGCCGGAUCACUGAUGGAGUUCCGCAGGGAUUCGCCUUGUCGACUCGCUUUGGCUCAUGUUGGGAUUUUUCUCAUUUAAAAAAAAAAAGAACAUUAAUCUUUUAGUUGCCAUGUUUCCAUAUGAAAAACUCGAAAAUCUUGAAUUUUCCGAAAAAAAUGACCUGUUUUGGUGGAUUGGAAACUAAGUUAUAGGUGAUUGUACUUUUCGACGAAAAUCAAAAAAUCAGCCAAAUUUGGUAUCAAUCGAUAGAGGGGAUCAGGAAGGUCAAGAAAAAAUAGGUCUCUAAGUUUCUAACUUUCCUAGGAAAUCAGUUAUGAUUUUUCUGUCUAUUUUUUUCUAAGAAAAGUUAAACCUAGAUUUUUUAAAGUUAUUUUGGGUAUAUUUGCCUUUUUCCAGCUCUACAUCCGAGUUUUCGAACAAAAGUACUGGAAAAAUUACCUGUCAAGAACCGACGUCUACAUGUUCCGCUACAUUGACGACUUCAUUUUGUGCUCACCCCACAAGGAAAUUUUAAUUGAGGUCUCUGUUUCAUCACAAAAAAGAUCAAUAAUAAAAAAGUCUAGAUGACCCAAACACUUUUCGACGGAGAUAACAACUUUGGAUUGAGCGCGAGUUUGAAAAAAACUCAGGUGGGUUUUCAGGUCCCUAGAGUGGUCACUUGGAACUCAGGCAUCCUAGAACAUUAUAACAAGUGUUGUUCAAAAGCGGUCACUUAAGGGGAAUUUUCCAAAGUUAACAUUCCAUUUUACUCGAUUUUUGUCAACAGUAAACGUAAAAACAGUCGAGAUUGUUAAAAAAUCAUAGGAAAAACUACGAAUUUAUGUUUUCGCGUCAUUUCUGUUCAGAGACUUUGUUUCCGGGAUUUCAGUAAUAGAUUAGUUGUAAGUAGUAUAGGUAUAUGCUUGCAUAGAAAAAAGGGGCGGAGCUUAGGCGAGCGCGCCCUUUGAUUGAUGGGCGCGCUAGUGGCACCCCUCGAGGGGGUACUCAGAUUGUAAAAAUAACCGAAUUGUAUUUUACAUUUUUUUAAAACUAUUUAAGAAUAUUUUCCGAAAAAAAUUUAUCAAAAAAAUAAAAAAUAAAUUUACAGAUGAUACAACGCGUCGCGGGAUCGACGGUUGCCGAUCCAUUAGCAAAAAAAUAAUGAAAAAAACCUGAGAUAAAUUUUUUUCAAAAUAAAUGGUUCGAUACUCUCCUCAUCGGCGGCAUCAUCAUCAUCGCGAUGGGAAACUUUUUGAAUUUAUUUCAGGUUUUUUUAUUUUUUUGUUUUUCAUCUGGAGCGGCAACCGUCGACGUCGAUCCCGCGACGUGUUGAUUUAUCUGUAAAUUUUUAAAUUUUUUGUUAAUAGAUUUUUUUAAAAAAAUAAUCUUAGAUGGUUAAAAAAAUUUUUUUAGUACAAUUCGGUUAUUUUUCACCAUCUGUGUACCCCCGGAAUGUAGUACAAAUAGAUGCUGGCAUAGAAAAAAGGGGCGGAUCUUAGGCGCGCUGGGAGGCUCCCUCGAGGGGUGCCACUAGCGCGCCCAUCAAUCAAAGGGCGCGCGCGCCUAAGCUCCGCCCCUUUUUUCAAUGCGAGGAUAUACCUAUAUUACUCACAACUAAUUUAUUAGUGCAAUCUCGAAAAAGAGGGAGUAUAAGAUCGUUUUUGGAGCACAUUUUUCCUGGAUUUAUCCACCAUGAAAGGCCAAAAAGGGAGCUCUCUCCUCGAGGGGUGCCACCAGCGCGCCCAUCAAUCAAAGGGCGCGCGCGCCUAAGCUCCGCCCCUUUUUUCAAUGCGAGGAUAUACCUAUACUACUCACAACUAAUUUAUUAGUGCAAUCUCGAAAAGAGGAGUAUAAGCUUUUUUUUCGUUUUGGAGCACAUUUUCCUGGAUCUAUCCACCAUAAAAGGCCAAAAAAAGGGGCCUCCCCGCUCGAGGGGUGCCACCAGCGCGCCCAUCAAUCAAAGGGCGCGCGCGCCUAAGCUCCGCCCCUUUUUUCUAUGCGAGGAUAUACCUAUACUACUUGCAACUAAUCUAUUAGUGCAAUCUCGAAAAGAGGGGCAUAAGAUUUUUUUUUUUCGUUUUGGAGCACAUUUUCCUGGAUUUAUCCACCAUGAAAGGCCAAAAAAAGGGAGCCUCUCCCCUCGAGGGGUGCCACCAGCGCGCCCAUCAAUCAAAGGGCGCGCGCGCCUAAGCUCCGCCCCUUUUUUCUAUGCGAGGAUAUACCUAUACUACUCACAACUUAUCUAUUAGUGCAAUCCCGAAAAGAGGGGCAUAAGAUUUUUUUCCGUUUUGGAGCACAUUUUCCUGGAUUUAUCCACCAUAAAAGGCCGAACUCAUAACUUGAUGUUCAACGCCCACAGACUCCAUCUCCAGGUCAAAUUUUGCAGAACUUUUUUAGUUGUUUCCUACUUUGAGAAAAUAAUCUACUCUAGAAGUCACUUACAUUGUCAAAUUCUUCUAAAAUCAGGCCGGUUUUCCUAGAAUGAUAUUUGAAUUCUAGAAGUUUGACCUACAAGCAAUUUUAGCCAUUGCUUGUAGGUCAAACUUCUAGAAUUCUACCUUUUUUUCUUGAAAUACUCCGCAUUCACGGAAGAAUCCCAUUUUGUACUCUUUUUUUUUAAAUAACGUUAUAUUCUAGCCGGAAUCGAUUCAUUUCAGGUCAAUUUCCCGUACGAGAACUUCAAACACAACGAAAAAUGGAUAAAUUGGUGCGGCUGGCGAAUUUCGGCAGACUGUCGCGAAUACUACCGAAAAGUCAAAGUCCACAAUAAGAUGAUGUUUGAAAAUCAAAAAGGAAGGGUAUAAAAUUGGGGGUUACAGCUGGAAAGCCCAGCGACUGGAAAUCGAGAAGGAGAAGAAGAAUAACAAGAGGAAGAAGUAUGCUGAAGUGAUCACUCUCGACUAA